AUGCAUUUCAAAUCUUACGUCGCAGCUGCCGUCUAUGGGCUACCUGCCCUGGCAAACGCCAUUCCGCAUGCCACCGCGAGCGAGAGCUCAAGCAGCGCUACUCCAACUGGAGUAGACGCUGCUCACUUCAAGGAGUACACCAUUGAAGCAGAAAACAUCACCGUGACCAUCAUUCCUUACGGAGCGCGUUUGACUUCUGUCUUGGUUCCAGACCGCGACGGCAACGUGCAGGAUGUUUUGGUCGGUUACGAUAACCCUCUCGAGUACCUACACGACAGCGAGACUAACCACACCUAUUUCGGUGCCGUCGUCGGCCGUUAUGCCAACCGUAUCAAGAAUGGUACUUUCACCAUUGACAACAGCACAUACCACAUUCCCGAGAAUGAACACGGUGGUCUGGACACCCUUCACGGAGGCUUCGUUGGCUACGAUCAGCGGAAUUGGACACUUACUGCCCAGGAUACCUCCUCCAUCACCUUCACUCUCUUUGAUGAAGCCUACCAGGGUUUCCCUGGUGAUGUGAUCUCACACGCUCAGUUCAGUGUCUCCACCGAGAAGUCACCGGAGAACCCCAAGGGCUUGCCUCAGCUCACCACCAAGCUCGUGUCAUUGGCUCUCACCAAGAAGACCCCCAUCAUGCUUGCCAACCACCUUUACUGGAACCUGAACGCAUUCAAGGAUGAGACAAUCCUUGACAACACCUACUUGCAGAUGCCUCUCUCGGGCCGCUUCAUUGGAGCCGACUCUCUUGAAGUCCCCACUGGCGAAAUCCUUGAUGUUGACACUGCCUAUGAGGGUGCCCUGAACUUCCUGGAGCCCAAGCUUAUCGGUCAGGAUAUCAACAAGACCGAGGAACUCUGCGGUACUGGCUGCACUGGCUAUGAUACUUGCUGGAUCAUCGACCGCCCAUCUUCCUGGGGUGCUGACGACGCGAUGGUCUCCUCAAUAUCUCUGGCCUCCGACACCACCGGUAUCAGUCUGGAUGUCGCCACCAAUCAGGCCGCUCUGCAGAUCUACACUUGCAACGGCCAAAACGGCACCAUUCCAACCAAGGCUUCGCAAGCUAAGCGUAACCUGGAGCAGGAUGGAAGCGCCGGAGCUGGUUACGUCAACAAGUACGGCUGCAUUGUCAUUGAGACCGAGGACUGGAUCGACGGUAUCAACCAGCCCCAGUGGGGCCGUGACGAGUACCAGAUCUUUGGCCCUGAUGAUGCUCCUGCUGUCAACUGGGCUACUUACCAGUUCGGCACUUACUAA
This is a messenger RNA of Penicillium malachiteum, 1257 nucleotides long. RefSeq names its product aldose epimerase family protein. Lineage: Eukaryota; Fungi; Ascomycota; Eurotiomycetes; Eurotiales; Aspergillaceae. Gene Ontology annotation, biological process: beta-D-galactose catabolic process via UDP-galactose, Leloir pathway; glucose metabolic process. The transcript has a single exon. The coding region runs from base 1 to 1257 and encodes 418 amino acids. Gene Ontology annotation, molecular function: carbohydrate binding; aldose 1-epimerase activity. The record is from RefSeq and is a predicted model, not a curated record.